Ceraceosorus guamensis is the source of this 432-nucleotide messenger RNA. RefSeq lists its product as hypothetical. Gene Ontology annotation, molecular function: carbon-sulfur lyase activity. The record is from RefSeq and is a predicted model, not a curated record. The coding region runs from base 1 to 432 and encodes 143 amino acids. Lineage: Eukaryota; Fungi; Basidiomycota; Exobasidiomycetes; Ceraceosorales; Ceraceosoraceae. The transcript has 4 exons.
AUGUCGGCUCAAGGAAGAUGCAAUUGCGGCAAAUUUGCCUUUGAAGUCCCACCUCUUCAAGGCAUCGCCAUCUGUCACUGCAAGCCCUGCACUCGAGCGGGAGGAAGCAUCGGCUCUUUCAAUGCCGUCAUUCCAGCCGACGGUAUCACCUUUACAAAGGGAAGUCUAAAAGAGCUGGGCAAUUAUCAGGAUACCGAGACUUCUAGUGGUAAUCCCAUGGCCCGUCACUUUUGCGGAUCUUGCGGUUCCGCCAUCAUCUCGAUUCCCAAGGGUUCUCCCAUCGGCUUCUUCAAAGUGUCUUCCUUGGACGAUGCGCAGGCGUACAUUGGCAAGGACAGGAAGCCUGAUCAAGUCAUCUUUCAAAAUAGCGCGCCAGACUUUGUCAAGAAGCUGGAUUGGGGAGAGGGCGUAAAGACGGCAUCGGAGGCCUGA